Staurois parvus is the source of this 474-nucleotide messenger RNA. NCBI's taxonomy places the organism in Eukaryota, Metazoa, Chordata, Amphibia, Anura, Ranidae. The record is from the annotation of a GenBank genome assembly.
AUGGGCCCCUGUACCGCCUCCUCAUGCUGCUGCCAGGCCCGUAAUCUGCCAUGGGCCCCCGUACCGCCUCCUCAUGCUGCUGCCAGGCCCGUAAUCUGCCAUGGGCCCCCGUACCGCCUCCUCAUGCUGCUGCCAGGUCCAGAGUGUGUCAUGGGUCCCUGUACGGCCUCCCAUUGCUGCUGUCUCCAUCGCCACACUCUGCCAUGUGCCACUUUCAGGCUCCUCACACUGCUGGUGGGUUCCAUUUUUGUCAUAGGGUGCUGUAUGGCCUCCCAUUGCUGCUGCCUCCACCGCCACACUGUGGCUCCACACUCUGGUUUUGGCCCCGUGACUGCCCAAAUGAGUGAAGUGUGCGGUGAUUCUAAGAUCGACGGCACUCAUCUGCAUGUCAUACUGACUGACAGUAUUAUUUCUCUUCCCCAGCAGACUCCAAGGGCAUUUAAAUUAAAGGUACAGUGUUCUGCACUAAUAUAA